AUGGAUGAUGCCGAGGAUAAGAAGUGGCCUGAAGCAGUCAAGAAACAUUUCAUUGAUAUCUUGUUAGAAGAGGACGCUAAAGGGAAUAUGCCCCAAGGCCAGUUCAAGUCUGGAACUUGGACAGCAGUUAGGCACCGCACAUUCUCCCAGUUCAUCGCACGUACAGGAAUGGGAUGGGACCCCAUUUCAAAUACGGUGACGGCCAGUGAGGAAGCUUGGGCUGCUACAUUUGCGGUCAAUCAUAAAUUCAAGGAGUUCAAGAAAAAGGGGAUGAGACACUAUGACUUGUUGGGCACGCUUUUCAAUUCAAACACAGCCACGAGUUUCCUCCAAAUUUCAUAUACCCAACCAGCUCCCAAUAGUGAUGAAGAGAGAGAACUUGAUGCAACCUUCCUAUCUGAGGGGGUACAUGCCAAUGUCAGCACCGAUGGUGUGGAUGACGUGGAGGAGCUGCCCUCACCAAGUGAAGCCCAAAGCCGGAGGCAAGCUGAAAAGCGGCCAGCUGAACCGUCUCAUUCAAGCGGAAAAAGGAAGAAAGGGCACUCCCUUGAAUCCAUGACUGAGGCAACAUGGGGUUUUACUGACAUGAGGAACCGUCGGGGGAAAAAGUCCACCAACACUGGAGACUCUGCUGUGGGGGCUAACCCUGAGUCAAUUACAGCAGUUGUAACUCUUCUAAACCAGCACACCGAUGUGGAUCAUGUCACAUAUUGCAAGGUCGUGCAGGAGCUUCAUAACCCCAAGAGUAGAGCUGCUUUUUUUGCUAUGACGGUUGAUAGAAGAAGGGCCUGGAUUGAGUUUAUUGGGGGUGGAUUACAGUAG
Quercus robur (English oak) is the source of this 822-nucleotide messenger RNA. RefSeq lists its product as uncharacterized. The record is from RefSeq and is a predicted model, not a curated record. The coding region runs from base 1 to 822 and encodes 273 amino acids. NCBI's taxonomy places the organism in Eukaryota, Viridiplantae, Streptophyta, Magnoliopsida, Fagales, Fagaceae. The transcript has 3 exons.